UGCAAAUUCAUUUCUUCAGCACAUUCUACUAGACUGAGUCAUAAGAAUGGCCACUUUAGGGUUGGAGAUACUAGGAGUCACACUAGCCAUGUUAGGCUGGAUUGUUGGCAUUGUGUCCUGUGCGUUGCCCAUGUGGAAAGUCACAGCUUUCAUCGGGGUGAAUAUUGUAACAGCGCAGACCAUCUGGGAAGGAAUCUGGAUGAGCUGUGUUGUUCAGAGCACCGGACAGAUGCAAUGCAAAGUCUACGACUCGAUGUUGGCGCUCAGCUCAGACUUACAGGCGGCCCGAGCUCUCUGCGUGAUCACCAUCGUGAUGGGAGUGCUCGGGCUCCUGCUCGCCAUCAUGGGGGCCAAGUGCACUAGAUGCGUGGAAGAGGAGCGCGUCAAGGCCCGAGUUAUGAUCACUGCUGGGGUCACCUUCAUUUGCGCGGCAGUCAUGCUCUUGAUCCCUGUGUGUUGGUCUGCUCACAGUAUCAUCAGGGACUUCUACAACCCCAUCAUCAUCGAGGCUCAGAAAAGGGAGAUUGAAGUCAUGUCUUUAGGGUUGGAGCUUGUCGGUAUUGUGUUAGGUGUGCUGGGAUGGCUCUUGGCCAUCGUGGCUUGCACUCUCCCUAUGUGGAGGGUAACAGCCUUCAUCGGCUCCAACAUUGUGACGGCUCAGAUCAUCUGGGAUGGAUUGUGGAUGUCCUGUGUAGUCCAGAGCACUGGACAGAUGCAAUGUAAAGUCUACGACUCCAUGCUGGCUCUCUCUCAGGAUCUCCAGGCAGCUCGAGCCCUGACUGUCAUCUCCAUCCUUCUCACAGUCCUGGCUGUGCUGGUGUCCAUCGGAGGAGCAAAGUGCACCAACUGCAUUGAGGAUGAGUCUUCCAAAGCGAAAGUCAUGAUUGUAGGAGGUGUGCUUUUCAUCGUGGCCGGGUUGAUGCAGCUCAUUCCUGUGUCCUGGUCUGCCAACAGCAUUAUCCGGGACUUCUACAACCCUUUGCUGCCUGAUGCCCAGAGAAGGGAGCUCGGGGCCGCACUGUACAUUGGCUGGGCAGCAGCUGUGCUCUUGAUCAUGGGGGGCUCGUUGCUCUGUUGCUCCUGCCCUCCACAGGAGAAAAAGUACAACCCAUCUAAAAUGCCGUACCCUGCGUCUCGCUCCACAGCUGGUGGUGGGUAUGACAGAAGAGACUAUGUAUGAAAUAAAGAAAGGAGAACUCUUAUUUCACAGUUGCAGUGUUCGAUAUGGGGCGUCAUUUUCCAGAAGAGGGAAAAUAUGCCACCCAGACUCCAUCAUGAGGGAUCAUGUUUGAUUAAAUUGUUUGAUGUUUGUUCUGUUGGUCUCUAUGUAAGUAUGUGUUGAGUAUUAAGACUCUGUCUUAAGACUUUAUCUGAAAAAUCUCAACAAAACUUGAUUUUCUAAACUGAAGCUGACUUUACAGUUGCUAGUCAUUUGCUUUUAUGUCGAACGGCUAGGAUUAGGAAAGAUUUUCUAACCUUGAUUUGCUUGGGCACUUUUCUGAACAUAAAUGUUUACUUUGUGCUGACUUGUUUGAGAAUUUUCACUUUUUUUACUUUUCCGAUAUACUCUCUUGAUAUACACUGUUUACUUUUAAAUUCGAUUUCCACUGUACAGUUCUAAUUUAAUGUUUUAUAUUGUAAAUGAUGCAUACUGUAAUUUGUAUGUCAUUAUUAUUUAUACAGUAUUUUCAUUGAAUGCAUAAGAAAAAAAAUUCUAAUUCAGUUUUAGAAAUUG
Myxocyprinus asiaticus (Chinese sucker) is the source of this 1735-nucleotide messenger RNA. Its product is annotated as claudin-3-like. Gene Ontology annotation, biological process: bicellular tight junction assembly; cell adhesion. The coding region runs from base 47 to 1180 and encodes 377 amino acids. Lineage: Eukaryota; Metazoa; Chordata; Actinopteri; Cypriniformes; Catostomidae. Gene Ontology annotation, molecular function: structural molecule activity. The record is from RefSeq and is a predicted model, not a curated record. The transcript has 2 exons. Gene Ontology annotation, cellular component: plasma membrane; bicellular tight junction.